This is a messenger RNA of Cuscuta epithymum, 1870 nucleotides long. NCBI's taxonomy places the organism in Eukaryota, Viridiplantae, Streptophyta, Magnoliopsida, Solanales, Convolvulaceae. The record is from the annotation of a GenBank genome assembly.
AAAAAUUUUUCUAUUUGAGCACCUCCAACUUGACAUUGAUGCCCCUGUAACGCAGUCAUAGUUAGGUCGCCUGUUUGGCGAGUUAUCGAAAGCUCGAUCCUCAGCAAGGGCAAGUAAAAAAAUUGCUUCUUUUUCGCUUGCAAUUUUUUUCUUCAAAUGCCGUUUGGCUGCUUUCCCUCAGACGGGAUGCCCUCUUUUGACGAUGGGUGUAAUUUGAGUGAAAGGUUUAAGCUUCAAAGGCCAUAGGCAGUACCUUACAUUACAUUUCUUGGAGUAUCUGGCGUAUAAAAACUGCUUUGGUUGUAAGGUCAUAUCGAAAAAGAAUGGAAGGGCUUGUGGUGGAAAAGCAUGUUAAGUACAUUAUAUCAGUUGAAAAGAGGAAAGAUGAUUUCGAAUCUGUGGUGAUGGAGCAUCUAAGAUUAAAUGGAGCUUACUGGGGAUUGACAACGCUUGAUAUCCUAGGAAAGAUUGAUGUAGUGGACCGAGAUGAGGUUAUUCCUUGGAUCAUGCAGUGUCAAGAUGAAUCUGGUGGAUUUGGUGGUAACAUUGGACACGACCCACAUAUCUUGUAUACCCUUAGUGCCAUCCAAGUUUUAGCGCUAUUUGAUAAGCUUGAUGUUCUUGACACUGGCAGGGUUUCAAAAUAUAUUGUCAACCUGCAAAAUGAAGAUGGUUCUUUUUCUGGUGACAUGUGGGGUGAAGUUGAUACAAGGUUCUCUUACACUGCAUUAAGUUCUCUUGCACUGUUGCAAUGCUUGGAUGCAAUUGAUGUGGAAAAGGCAGUACAAUACAUUUUAAGUUGCAAGAAUAUGGAUGGUGGAUUUGGUUGCACACCUGGGGCAGAGUCACAUGCCGGACAAAUUUUUUGUUGUGUAGGAGCUCUUGCAAUAACGGGCUCUUUGCAUCAUGUUGACAAAGAUCUCCUUGGCUGGUGGUUAUGUGAAAGACAAGUUCAAUCUGGAGGUCUUAAUGGCCGCCCUGAGAAGCUUCCUGAUGUCUGCUACUCUUGGUGGGUUCUUUCCAGUUUAAUUAUGAUAGACAGAGUUCACUGGAUUGACAAGGAGAAGCUUGUAAAAUUUAUUUUGGACUGUCAAGAUAUAGAAAAUGGUGGAAUUUCAGAUAGGCCAGAUGAUGCAGUUGAUGUUUUCCAUACCUAUUUUGGGGUUGCUGGACUUUCGCUCUUGGAAUACCCGGCACUCAAAGCUAUAGAUCCAGCAUAUGCUCUUCCUGUUGAUGUUGUUAAUAGAGUCAUCUAUCACAAGUAAUGGGUCAGUUUACCAUCGUCUCAUUCCUGCGAUGCUGACUCUUGAUGAAUUUUCAUUGACAUCAACUUUAAGCGGAUUUAAUUAAGCGGUUAAAGGGAUGUGCUCUGAUAAGCUCAUGCAGUGAUGCUUCUAGCCCUUGGAAUUUCAUCAUUGUUUUAGUUCUGUGAGGUGUAUGUGUUGUCGCUUUAAAAUUCCCAAAUCCUAAUGUCCUAUAAAAUGGGGAGAGUCUAGUGUGGCUGUGAACAUGGUAUCUGUUCAACUUUGUUUUAAAUGGCCAAUAAGUUUGUGUCCCUUCAGAUAUAUGCAUUUGACAGCGAGGUGCUUCCGCAUGCCCUGGUAACUUAGUCAGAUCUUAAAGUUAUCAGGACAAUAUUUUGUUUGUGUAAGUCAAUGUUCUCGGUGCCGCAUCAAUGACUAGUCCGUCUCAGAACUCAGUCAUGUCUUCCUUCAAACUCCUAGGCUUAAGAUAUUUUUUGUAAAUACAUAUUAACUGUGGAAAAUGUUCGAGUAUGGAUGGAAAAAACUCAUACAUGAAUGUGAUGUUUAAACCUGUUGCCAAGACACAGUUUGUCACAGAUUAACUGCAAAUGAAAUAGCUAUAGCAG